Molecule: messenger RNA, 852 nt
Organism: Durusdinium trenchii
Lineage: Eukaryota; Dinophyceae; Suessiales; Symbiodiniaceae
Source: the annotation of a GenBank genome assembly
AUGCACCUCGUGUCCUCCGCACUCCUCCUGGGCCUCGCCGACCUCGUGGCCGGCGCGCACGUGGAGGUCAAACGAUCCAGCUUCCUGAAGCCGGUGGAGUUCCAGCACCAGCUGCGCUUGUGCAACGCCUACCCCGGCACUGAGGUCUUUCGAGUGGAGCUAGCGGGGCAGAACUUGACGAAGAGCUCGUUGGCCUACAAGGAGUGCGAUGAGGCCAAGUUGGAAAAGCCACUGCAAGUGGGAGAUCGCUUGAACUUCAUCGCAGAUCACCUUCCGAUGGGAAGCUUUACCGUGGAUUCCUUGCCGGGGUACGAUGCCAUCCUUUACAUCGUGGUCCAGCGCCAGGAGCAUGAAGCGGUUGAAGCGGUUUCCGAGUCAUCUACUGGGCAGUCGACAACAGCGAGCGGCGCAGUCGACAACAGUACUGAUUCCGUGACCUUCCAAUCGCACCUCUUCGCCAUGGCCAGGAACGCGCAAGUGGCCGUGAUGGACACUUAUGUGGGGCAAGCCAAGGCAGCCUUGCUGAUGUCCAAUUCUACAGGAGCUGAAACCAAUUCCACCCCUGGCUACACCGUCAUGCCCUUUGGCACCGCCUUUGGCCUUGCGGAGGGCAAUUACCAGGUGAUCCUGAGCGAUGGCUCGGCGGAGUCGCGGCUGCAGCUACCCCUGCAGGCCAUGCCCGGAGAGAGCUACGUGGUCCUGCGCACGGGCGCUGGAUUGGCUGGCAAGGGUUCCGAGAUGAACCUCAUGGUUUACCCAAGCCCCUCGUGGUCCCUCAAGAGCGCCGCUGGUCCCAGCGCUGGUGUUGCUGCUUUCGUCGCGGUCCUUGCAAUGUACGUGCUGGGGCUCUGA